Molecule: messenger RNA, 4575 nt
Organism: Schizosaccharomyces osmophilus
Lineage: Eukaryota; Fungi; Ascomycota; Schizosaccharomycetes; Schizosaccharomycetales; Schizosaccharomycetaceae
Gene: myo52
Product: myosin type V
Exons: 3
Coding region: 1-4575 (1524 amino acids)
Biological process (GO): vesicle transport along actin filament; actin filament organization
Cellular component (GO): vesicle; myosin complex; cytoplasm
Molecular function (GO): actin filament binding; ATP binding; microfilament motor activity
Source: RefSeq, a predicted model, not a curated record
AUGUCCUCUGGGAUCUAUUAUAAAGGACUUCAAUGUUGGAUUCCUGAUAAAGAACGGCAAUGGUCACCCGGAAUAGUCAAAAGCUGUGCAAUUGAAUCAAAUAAAGCAACAUUAAUUGUUGAAGAUGAAGACGGCAAUGAGACAACACUUCCUGCGAAACCGGAGGAUUUAGAAGAGGAAGGGAAAAAUGGCUUGCCUUUCUUGCGAUCCAGUCUUUCUGAUCCAGACGACUUAACGAAUUUGGCAUACUUGAAUGAACCGUCUGUCCUUGAUGCAUUACUGACCAGAUACAAUCAAUUGCAAAUUUAUACCUACUCAGGAAUUGUUUUAAUUGCCUUGAACCCUUUUCAGUCUUUGCCAAAACUUUACACUCCUGAAGUUGUACGGGUUUAUUCCGAAAAAUCUCGAGACCAGCUUGAUCCGCAUUUGUAUGCUAUAGCUGAAGACAGCUUCAAGUGUAUGAAUCGAGAAAAGAAGAAUCAAACAAUUAUUAUUUCCGGUGAAUCUGGUGCUGGUAAAACAGUUUCAGCUCGUUACAUCAUGCGUUAUUUUGCUUCCGUUCAAACAUUGAGUGAUCCUAGUAGUAGUGGUAAUUCGAAUUCGGAUCCAGUACAGCUGACGGCAGUCGAGAACGAAAUUUUGGCUACCAAUCCCAUUAUGGAAGCUUUUGGGAAUUCUAAAACUUCUCGAAACGAUAACUCUUCCCGAUUCGGAAAGUAUAUUCAAAUCAUGUUUGACAAAAAUUCUAUCAUUAUUGGCGCUAAAAUACAAACAUAUCUUUUAGAACGGUCCCGUUUAGUUUUCCAACCAAAGUCAGAACGAAACUAUCACAUAUUUUAUCAAUUAUUAGCAGGUGCUUCUCCAGAACAACUAGAAGAAUGGCAUCUUUCUUCUAAUGUUGAUGACUAUCAUUACUUGCGUCAAGGUGAAUCGCAUACAAUAAACGGUGUUGAUGACGCUAAGGAGUUCCGAGAAACAGUAAACGCGCUUAAAACAGUAUCCAUCAAUGAUGAUACUUCUAAAAGUAUUUUCAACCUGUUAGCAGCAUUGUUACAUGUUGGUAACAUAGAGAUCAAGGGUUCUAGAAACGAUUCAUAUAUCGACUCCAAGAAUGAGCAUUUACUGAAUGCUUCAAUGUUAUUGGGUGUUGACUCGAGUUCCCUUACUAAAUGGUUGACCAAACGGAAGAUUAAGAUGGCUUCGGAGGGUAUUAUAAAGCCUUUAACUGAUUAUCAAGGAUUGGUAGUUCGCGACUCUGUCUCCAAAUUCUUGUACGCAUCCUUAUUCGACUGGCUUGUUGCUACGAUAAAUACUGCUUUAAUGGAUUCUGCAGUAAAGCAAAAACAGAUAUCUGAAAGCUUUAUUGGUGUAUUAGAUAUUUACGGAUUUGAACAUUUCGAAAAAAAUUCGUUUGAACAAUUUUGCAUUAAUUAUGCCAAUGAAAAACUUCAACAAGAAUUCUAUAAACACGUUUUUAAACUUGAACAGGAUGAGUAUGCUAAUGAAGGUCUUAAUUGGUCUUACAUCGAUUACCAAGACAAUCAACAGUGCAUUAGUAUGAUUGAAAAUAGAAUGGGAAUACUCUCACUUCUAGAUGAGGAAUGUCGAAUGCCUACAAAUAGUGAUGAAAAUUGGGUCACGAAAUUGAACGAUGCCUUCGAUAAACCAGAAUUUAAAAAUAGUUAUAAGAAGGCUAGAUUUGGCAAUAACUCUUUCACUGUUAGACAUUAUGCUCUUGACGUAACUUAUAAUGCUGAAGGAUUCAUUGAAAAAAACAAAGAUACUAUAUCAGAUGAAUUGAUUGAUCUUUUCAGUGAAUCUUCAGUUCCGUUUAUUAAAGAUUUAGUGCAAUUUCGCUUGCAACAAACUGCUUCACAGGAGUCUGGUGCACCGAGUAAUAAGAGAUCAAAAACAAAGCCGAAAAGCAAUACUUUGGGUUCGAUGUUUAAGAAUUCCCUCAUUAGUCUAAUGGGUACAAUCAACGAGACUAACGCUCAUUAUAUUCGAUGCAUAAAGCCUAAUGAGCAAAAAGAGGCCUGGAAGUUUAAUAACGUAAUGGUCACAUCUCAACUGAGAGCCUGUGGUGUAUUAGAAACCAUCAAGAUAUCCUGCGCUGGUUUUCCAUCACGGUGGACCUUUGAAGAUUUUGUCUCCCAAUAUUAUAUGCUUGUUCCUUCGGCUGACCGGUCUGAUGAUCCCUUGGCUUUCUCAACGGCCAUCUUGGGUAAGACUAUUGACUCUACCAAAUAUCAAAUAGGUAAAUCUAAAAUCUUUUUCCGUUCUGGUGUUACUCCACAACUAGAGGCCGCAAAGGACCGAGCGUUAAAACAUGCUGCUCAACUUCUCUACGAUGUGUUCGCUACGAACUACUAUCGUACACGAUUCCUUAACUUACGAAAACGUGUAUCCCGUUUUCAAGCAAUGGCCCACGGUUUCCUAAGUCGUCGUACUACUCAAGCUGAAGUAAUUUCAAAAAGUGUUUCCAUCAUUUCAUCAUUGUGGAAAACGUAUAUAGAGAGAAAAAAGUUUUUAGAGGCCAAGGCAUCCAUUGUUUUGCUUCAGUCUGUCGUUCGUGGUUUCCUAUUUCGUCGAAAUCAACGAGCAGGUAAAAUGGAACAGGCCGCUGCUACCAUAAAAAACGUUUGGAAAACUCAUCUUGAACGACAGUCUUUUAGGAAGCUUAGACAUUGUACGAUCCGAAUACAAUCAUUGAUACGUAUGAAAUAUGCCAUGGGACAACUUGUUGAGCUUCGUAUAGAAUCCAAAAAAGCAAGUCAUUUCAAACAGGUUUCAUAUAAGUUAGAAAGCAAACUGUUUGAUAUGACAAAGAAAUUAGAUAAGUCGGAACAAGAAAACACGAAACUUAAAGAUAGAAUAUUUGAACUGGAGUCACAUUUGUCAAAUUAUGCCGAAGCUACUUUGUCAAAGGAGCGUGAAUUAGAGCAGACACAUGUACUUCUGUCAGAUCAUUCUCAAGAUCAAGAGUACAAGUCAGUUUUAUCUGGAAAAGAAAAGGAGCUGUCUGAUUUACGAAAUUCUAUCGAACAAUACAAGGAUGAUAACCAGGAGUUGCUUCGUAUGAACACCACUUUAAAAGGUCAGCUAGGAAAAGAUGCAGAGGUUAUAUCCUCUCAGACUGCUGAAAUCAAGGACAAAAAUAGAAUAAUAGCGAAAUUAACGAAGGCCUCUAAAGUCCUCAAUUCUAGUUUUGGCUCUGAACAGACUCGUGCAUCCGAAGAAAAGUCCAGACGAGAUAGUUCAUUGACGGAAAUGCGUACACAGAAAGAAUUGCUGAUUUUAUUAAUGAAUGAUGGGUUAAAGCAUGAUUUGGAUAAAUUGACAGAGUUUGCCGGAAGAACGUAUGUUUGGGAAAAAACUGUCAAGUUGCUUAAUAGAAGCGAAGAAGAUGAGAGUAAACCACAUUUGUUUUUGGCUAAAGCAUUAUUCAUCAUUAUCUCUCAGAUGUGGAAAACUAAUUUAUCUGAAGAAAGUAUUGCUUUAAUUGAACGUUAUUGCGUCCAUAUACUGGAAUAUAUUUCUCAGAGGACACAAAUAAGGAGAGAAGUACGUGCUGAUAUGGGUUUCUGGAUUGCCAAUACUCAUACUUUGCUCUAUCUCGUUCGCACCAAGUUGUAUGGACUUAAGCGUUCGUCUUCCUUGACGUUAUCCUUUAGUGAAUCUUACGAUGCAAUCCAUACUGUUUUCGACAUGUUAGGUUCACACUUAUCAAGGAUUGUUUCUACGUGGAUUGAUCAAAUCACCGCGGCUUUAAGGCCUUUGAUCGUUGAUGGAAUCAUUAUUAGUGGUAACCAAAUUGAUAAAGGAGAAAAAAGGCUUAUUCCAAGGGUUUUCGAUAAAGACGUGAAGUCAAUUGAACAUAUACUGCAUAUCCUCAAUGAAGUACACGAUUCUUGUCAAACCUAUCGGGUAAGUUUAGCUAUAUUCGCAUGCGUAAUAUCCAGUCUUUAUCGAUUUAUAGAUGUUGAGGCCUUCAAUGCCUUGAUGACCAAGGAAAAAGGUAGCUGGAAGCGUGGUGUAAAUAUGUCGUAUAACUUUUCUCGUUUAAGAGAGUGGUGUACACAACGAGGAGUUGUGGAGGCUACGCUUCAGUUGGAAGAAAUUAGUCAGGCUUCUAAAUUCUUGCAGACCUGUAUGAAUAAACAAAAGAUUCUGGAUAAUGUAUCCUUGCUAUGGAUUUUGAAUAUGCAACAGUUGAGAAAAUUAUUAGACAAAUAUGUUGCAGAGACCUAUGAAUCAAAAGUACCCAAAAAGGUUAUGGAUGAAUUAUCUAAUAUGGCUCGAGCCGAAGGACUUGAUCGACCUGAAACAAUCACGUACGAUAAAGUGAUGUAUGAGUUAAAUGAUACUUUUGAAGAAGAGCCUUCUCUUGAGCAAGUAACCAUUCCUGUUGAAUGUAAAGUUACGUAUAUCCAACGAAUUAUUGAUCUUGCUAGUGCGGAGGAGAGUUUCGACCAAGCGGUGUUAACUUUGCAUGAUAAUUCGGUUGAAUCAAAUCCGUUUGAAAACCAGGAGAAUGAAUUGCGUGACAUUGGUAAUGGAGUGAAGACAGAGUAA